UUCCAAGAUCCUUCUCCCUUGAAGUCUUAAUGACCCAAGCAUCCCUCGUCUUGUAACUGUGCAUUUGGUUUGUUCUUCCCUCUAGGUGUAGAACUUUGCGUUUAUCCUUGUUAAAUUUCUUUAUGUUUUCAGCCCAGUGCUCAAGCCUCUUUCUUCCAUUUUUUUGUUGGAGAAAGCAAUAAGCCACAAAAGCUUGGGAUUUCUUGGCAGAAGUUGUCCCCCAGCAAAUAUCAGAAUAAUUGGAAUUUCCAGUUACUACUACACUGUGUCACUUUGAAAUUCUUGCAAUUUGUUUUUCAAAGGUUUAAACCACAUGUUCUUCUUGAUUGGGUGGUCAGUAGUAGACUCCAACUACCAUGAUCCUUUUGUUUUUUGGAUCCAGUUAUAUUAAAUGAUGGGACAAGCAAGCUCAUCCUCCUGUAUUUCUAUGCAAGAAUAUGGAUUUUUCACAUAUCCUUCACCUCCACAUCCACCUCCUUCUCAUUUCAUUUUGAAAUUGCUGUAUUCUAGUCAUACAUAUGUGGACAUCAUGGUACUCAGUGAUGGGGAUAGGACAGGUUUCCGGACCUGAAUGAGUUGACAGUCUAUCGGUAGACUAAGGAAGGAAGACCAGAGAACAUCUUGGAGACCAAGGGCCUCGUCUCGUUAUUAGAAAUCACCAGCCGCCAGGGACCCACAAAGUUUCUGCAGUUCAGGAUGGAACCUCAGUUUCUAGCUACACCAGGGCCAAUCCUCCAUGCCUAUCCAGGCAUCCAGGAAAGAAAGGAAAAAAAGAACGGUGAAUCAGAGUUCACUUCUGAAAAUAUGCUGAUGUCUGUGCUUGAUUUGUUUGGAGCCGGAACAGAAACAACCAGCACAACCCUAAGAUAUGGGCUCUUGGCUCUUCAGAAAUAUCCGGAGGUAGAAGAGAAAGUGCAUGAAGAGAUUGACCGCGUGGUCGGCCGAGGCAGGGCGCCGUGCGUAGCUGACCGUGGGCAGAUGCCUUACACGGAAGCUGUCAUCCACGAAAUCCAGAGGUUCAUCUCUCUCGCCGCAUUGAGUCUCCCCCACUCAGUGGCCAAAAACACCCACUUCCGACAAUACAUCAUCCCAAAG
Molecule: messenger RNA, 1095 nt
Organism: Pogona vitticeps (central bearded dragon)
Lineage: Eukaryota; Metazoa; Chordata; Lepidosauria; Squamata; Agamidae
Source: RefSeq, a predicted model, not a curated record